AUGCUAUAUCAGCUACCAAUUGUUCCUUUCAAAACAAGGGCCAUUGUCCUCCGUACCAGUCCCAUCGCAACCAUGAAACCUACUCCCCCAGAUGACGAUUCGACUUCCCACACCAUCAACACGAACCAUUCCAAAACUGGAGAUCCCGGUCUGUCUUCCUCUCAUUUCUCCUUCCAGAAAUCCUCUACCAAUAUCCGCCACACCAGAAAUAAUCGUAACCGGUCACAAGAAACCCCAUCAUCAACGCUGUUGGCGAUUGCAAAGAGUCAUGCUGACGAUCCGGGGAAAUAUCAAGUGACUACCGAGACCGCAUCAUCCGGGGAAGAAGUAUAUACCAAUGAGAUGGUGAUGAAGAGGAGGAACCCGGAAAUGUCCUCUAUACAUCAACCUAACGUCACAUCUACCUCUCCAACCCUGGUUCAGAACCAUUCUAAAACGUAUGCAGUUAUGCGGGGAUCACUAAAGUGGGGUGGGGGUGAUUACCCCGGAUCGAUGGGUGGGGAUGGGCAGUAUGAUGGGUCUUGGCAGAUACUAGGAAGGGAUCCAUGA
Messenger RNA from Aspergillus niger, 549 nucleotides. RefSeq lists its product as uncharacterized. The transcript is spliced from 3 exons. Lineage: Eukaryota; Fungi; Ascomycota; Eurotiomycetes; Eurotiales; Aspergillaceae. The coding region runs from base 1 to 549 and encodes 182 amino acids. The record is from RefSeq and is a predicted model, not a curated record.